Messenger RNA from Exophiala viscosa, 1335 nucleotides. Its product is annotated as acyl-CoA dehydrogenase family member 10. Gene Ontology annotation, molecular function: acyl-CoA dehydrogenase activity; flavin adenine dinucleotide binding. The coding region runs from base 1 to 1335 and encodes 444 amino acids. Lineage: Eukaryota; Fungi; Ascomycota; Eurotiomycetes; Chaetothyriales; Herpotrichiellaceae. The transcript is spliced from 2 exons. Gene Ontology annotation, cellular component: cytoplasm. The record is from RefSeq and is a predicted model, not a curated record. Gene Ontology annotation, biological process: fatty acid beta-oxidation using acyl-CoA dehydrogenase.
AUGGAAGGACCUGCAUUCCAAUGCCUCCCUCCAUGGGUUAAAGCAAAGCUCUCACCAAAGGCAAUUGAGUGCAUUCAGAAGGUCCACGACUGGGUUGAGAAUGAGUGUAUUCCAGCCGAAGAAGUUAUGAAGGAGCAACUGAAGAAAGACCGAUGGCAGACUCCGCCGCUAAUGGGCGAGCUGAGACGUAAAGCAAAGGCGAGGGGCCUAUUUAACCUAUUCCUUCCACAUCAUUUCAAAGAGAGCCCCGGGCUUACGAACCUGGAGUAUUCCUGCUGCGCAGAAAUCAUGGGGAGGUGUUAUUGGGCUGCACAGACCAUGAAUUGCCACGCUCCAGAAACAGGAAACAUUGAGCUGCUUGCGAAAUAUUGUAACGAGGAGCAGAAGAAGAAAUGGUUGCAACCCCUGUUAGACGGCACCGCCUCGUCAGGAUACUCCAUGACAGAGCCAGAAGUCGCAUCUUCUGAUCCCACACAGAUCGCGUGCCGCAUGGAACGAGACGGGCGAGACUACGUGCUCAACGGCCGGAAAAUCUUUGGAAGCUCCUUGUCUAACAAGGACCUCACCUUUUACAUCCUCAUGGCCUGCUCGGAUCCCGAGAACCCCAAUAAAUGGGCCCGCCAUUCCAUGGUCAUCGUCCCGGUCAACACGCCUGGUAUCACACAUGUCCGCAACCUAGAUAUCAUGGGCUACGACAUGGCCCCGGAAGGCCACGCAGAAUGUGUAUAUACGAACGUACGCCUCCCUGCAGAAAACAUCAUACUAGAAGAAGGCCGGGCCUUUGAAAUAGCGCAGGGCCGCCUCGGGCCUGGCAGGAUCCACCACUGCAUGCGUCUGAUCGGGCAAUGCGAGCGCGCGUACGAGCUCGCGCUGAUCAGAAGUAUCGAUCCCCGAAAAAGGCCACGGGGCAAGCUUAUCGGCGAGUUCGAUUCCAACAUCGAACGGAUCGCGCAGAUGCGGCUUGAGAUUGACUCCUCCAGACUCGUUGUCCUGAAUGCGGCCGACACGAUGGACAUUUCUGGCAAUAAGGCGGGUAAAUACGUUAUCGCCCAGAGCAAGAUCUUGGUACCGUCUAUGGCGGCGCGUGUCAUCGAUGAGUGCAUGCAGUUGUACGGUGGUCUGGGCUUGACUCAAGAGACUUUAUUACCUGAGAUGUGGACGUAUGCCCGGUUUGUCAGACUCGCCGACGGACCAGACGCCGCGCAUCGCUAUCAGGUUGGGAGGGCGGAGCUGCAGGCAGCUCCGGUGUUCAGGGAGCAGCAUCAACGAUAUCAAGACAAGCGGAACGAGUUGGCGAAGAAGCAUCGUUUGCAGUCCGGUCGCGCUCUUCUGUAA